This is a messenger RNA of Tigriopus californicus, 2969 nucleotides long. Its product is annotated as guanine nucleotide exchange factor for Rab-3A-like. Gene Ontology annotation, biological process: exocytosis. Gene Ontology annotation, molecular function: guanyl-nucleotide exchange factor activity. Gene Ontology annotation, cellular component: Golgi to plasma membrane transport vesicle. The coding region runs from base 869 to 2452 and encodes 527 amino acids. Lineage: Eukaryota; Metazoa; Arthropoda; Copepoda; Harpacticoida; Harpacticidae. The record is from RefSeq and is a predicted model, not a curated record. The transcript is spliced from 2 exons.
AGCACGUUGCGAUGUCAAAUUGGAAACGUGUGCAAAAUCUAGGGAAAAGUGUGUGUCUGACUUGAAGCUUGCAUAAUGUCUAUUCAAGGUCGCGAUCUUCAGACUAUGUUGCUUGCCCAUUCUAUCCUGAACCUUGGCUACCCUGCCUCAAAGUUCCCGCCUAAUGACGUUUAGAGUAUAAAUGGAACACUUUGGGUGGGUGGAACAACAGCAAACCCAAAUUCGUACAGGCCCAAUCGUCAUUUUGAGCAAGAAAUCGCCACGGAUCAUUCAUCUCUGCCAGUCAACCAUCUAGUGGUGAGCGAAUUUGAGGCCCACUCAGAAGAGGCCCUUUACAAUGUUCGCCUGAGUACAAGCUCGUUUGAUCAUACAGAGCUCUUUAUGACUUCCACCUGAGCUUGGAGCGACAACGAAACCCGCCCUCACAAAGGUAGAAUUGCUAUUGGAAGAUGUCAUGCUUGAAUGCUACUUCCUCCGGAGUCUCUUUUGGCUACGUUCUAACUCGGUGGCAAUGGUGGAUAUCGUACUAGUUGGUGGAUGGGGCAGCUCCGCGGCGUUCUUUGCCCCCUCGUUGAGUCCGUCAGUCGCUCUUUGGCAGUACAGGUGAAUUUGUCAGCCUGUGGAGAUCUCCCAACACUGCUGAACACUGAACUGAACACUGAAAACUGAAAAGAGCGUGUGAAGCAAUGAUACAGAGCUCGGAGCGGGAGAAAAAGGCCGUACCGUCGAUGAAUGCGAGUGUCACACAUUGUUCCGCUCGGUGUGUAUCAAGUGUACCAAGUGUAGACGAACGACUCUGCGUCCAUGGGUGCGUUUUCACCAAUUUCACCCCAGUCCACAGAUCUGCGGUGAAGUAGCUUCGUCUCUCAUGGAGGCCAUUGAGGAAGCCAGCAGCUCCUCGUCAGAGUCUUCAACGUCUUCCAGGUCGACCUCCAAAGCUCAAUCUCGGGCAGCUGUUUCUGAUCAAAGUGGAGACAUCACCACGGGAUCCACCACCAAGACGUCCUUUUUGUCUGUAUCAUCCUCCUCUUCCCCCUCGUCGUCGUCGUCGUCGAAUCUCCUUCUCUUGUCGGUGGCUAACUUGGAGGACAGAUCUCUUCCCAAUUCGAAGGAAUCAAAUUACCAAAGCCAUGUCAGAGGGCAUCAUCCAACUUGUGAUAACAAAUACCCGAGUGAACAAGUUGGUGGUGGUGGGAUUUCAGACUUUGAUGUGAAGCCAGAGCAGUGCUGCCUCACUCUCAAUCCAAGUGAACCCUCCUCAUUGACCUCGAACUCGUCGUCGACGUCAAGCACUUACUCGUCAUCCUCCGAAGGGGAACGAGAACUGAACCUCAACCAAAGAAAGGCUUCCCAAUUGAGGAUGGCACAGAUCAUGGAUAGCGCCUCAUCUUCAACCUCGUCUCCGUCCACAUCCAUGGCCAAUAAUAAUGUGCAAGAAAAUGACAAGGGCGUGUCAAGCCCCAUGUCCGGCGGGCAUCUCGAAGUGGAACUCAAGUCUGCCAAAGACACGAUCAAAUUAAAAGAUUUGGAAAUUGCCAAGUUGUCUCGCAUUCGACAAGAUGUCGAGUCAGAAUUAGAAGACCUGACCGCCUCGUUGUUCGAGGAGGCUCACAAGAUGGUGCGUGAUGCCAACGUCAAGCAGGCCUCGGCUGAGAAAGUGGCCGCCGAGGCUCACAUGAAAAUCGAAGGCCUCGAGACCGAAGUGGCGGCUUUGAAAACACUCGUCCUCACAUCCACCCCGUCACAACCCAACAAGCACUUGCAUCCCCAACUUGACCCCAAGAGGUCCAAGAAGAAGUCCAAAGUGGACCUCGGCACCAUUUCCCCGCCCAGUUCGGCGCCCAGCUCCAAAUCGAACUCGUUGAAUCGAGGCUGUCAAUUGGAAAGUGGCUCCUACAACUGUUCCGGCAGUACGAGCUCUAAUUCCAUUAGCUUGGGCGGCGGCGACCACGACGACGAUGUCGAUGGGGGACACACUCAUCAACCCAUGAAGCUCAUCGACCCGAUCCUGCGCAAGGAGUUCAUCUCGUGGAAGAAGACGCCCACCCUGGAGACCACCCAUCCGUUCAUGGAGCGGAUCUACCAGGAAGACAUCCAUCUUUGUUUAGCGUUCGUGAACCGUGACUUGUCCAAGCAAGUGUUGGCCGCCAUUCAAGCUAAUACCGUGUGUCUCGACCCUGUCAAAGACUUUUCCAACGUCCCUCGGGAUUGUGCUCUGCUCCAGAGUCCGGUGCUGUGUAAAUAUGUCCUGAAAUUGAACCUGGGCCAUGAAGAGGAUCACUUCAUUUCCCAAUUAGCGCGCAAUCGCAUUGCCUCGGUGUGUGAUUGUAUCAACUACUUGCGUUACAUCGUUCAAGGCUUAGUCAAAUCCCACGUGAAUGACGUCUAUUGGGAAGUCAUGCAUUUGAGGGGAAAAAUGGCGUUAGCUCGGUUAGGCUUCUCGCCUGAUUAAUGAUCGGCCAAACAAAAGGCCAAAAGAACAAGCCCCUGAGCGGCUCCACCACCAUUACCAAUUCACAUAUGUAGUCUACAGCAAUCUCCUCUUAGGGUGUCUCUUCCUCCUUUGGCGACCAAUUCAUUUGGCUUUCGAAACCAAGAUAAGAAGAAGAAGAAGAAGAAGAAAAAAAAAACACAAACCCCAUCAUCUUCCAUUGCUUCCUUCCUGCCGAGAUUUUCGCUUGGCAAAGGAACUCGUUUUGAUGCAUCGUUUAGAGAUGACUGAUUAUAUUUGAGAGGGGAAGCUCUGUUCCUCUCUUUUUAGAUGAUAAAUAGUCCCUCGCUUUUGCUCAAUGUCCUCUCCCAACAUCCUAGGCGUCUUCCCAAUUCCAGUUGAAUCUCUAUUGAGCCCACAUUUCUAAAUACUCCUAGUUCAUCUGUGAUCAUUCGUCAUAUAGACAAUGGAAAUCUCUCUUUUCAACUCGAUUUCUAGCAAUUCUCUUUCAAAGACCAUGGUGUACAUUCGUGAAUAA